UCUGAAUCACCCAGAAAGUUCCUGGGCCAUCAAAACAAAAACAGCGCUCACACUGUAGCUAAUGUCAGUGAGAGCUACUGUAUUUCCUUCUUAGUCUGUUCUUUCACCAUGAAAGGGAAAUCAUGUUGUAUUUACACCACCGGAGUUCUUUCUAUUCUAAUUUUGAUCUUGGGCAUUUCUUUGGAGUUGUCUAAAGUGUUUCCACAUAUCAUACAGUCGGUGGUUAAACAGGAAGUCGUUUUGAAGAAUGGCACAGAUGCGUUUGAGGCCUGGGAGGAUCCACCAGCCCCUAUUUACAUGCAGUUUUACUUCUUCAAUCUGACAAACCCCCUGGAGGUGAUGGAUGGAGAGCGGCCUGCUGUGGUGGAGAUCGGACCAUAUACAUACAGAGAGUACCGGCCUAUGGAGGAAGUGGACUUCCAGGAUAAUGGCACUAAAGUAGCAGCUGUCAACACAAAGACCUACAUAUUUCAGCGGGACAUGUCCCGGGGUCCAGAGAGUGACCUCAUCAGGACGGUCAACAUCCCUGCAAUAACGGUGAUGGAGCAAUUCAAAGAUAACUUUAUCAUGGCAAAUUUGAUCUCCUCCUACAUGAAGUCUGAAAAAGAAGGCCUGUUCACCACGCGCACAGUGGGGGAGCUGCUGUGGGGAUACGAAGACCCCCUGCUCAAAGCCCUCAAACUUCUCAAACCCGACUUGGACGACGUUUUUGGACUCUUCUAUAAGACCAAUGCUUCCAACGAUGGGGAGUAUGUCUUCUUCACUGGCCAGCAGGACUACAAGGACUUUGCCAGAGUUGAUACGUGGAAAGGUGAAAGCACACUGAAUUGGUGGACAUCCGAUGAGUGCAAUAUGAUCAAUGGAACCAAUGGAGGAUCUUUCCAUCCAGUCAUCACCAAGAACGAAUCGCUUUACAUGUUCUCCUCUGACCUGUGCAGGUCUCUGUACGCUCUGUAUGAGGAGGAUGUGAUAGUGAAGGGCAUCCCUGGGUAUCGCUUCAGUCCCCCUAGCGAGGUUUUUGCCAAUCACACAGUGAACCCUGCCAAUGCGGGCUUCUGUGUCCCUGCUGGAAACUGCCUUGGCUCUGGUGUUCUGAAUGUCAGCCCAUGCAAACAAGGAGCUCCCAUCGUAAUGUCGACACCACACUUCUACCAGGCAGAUGAGAAAUAUGUUCAGGAUGUGUUCGGCAUGAAGCCUCAGAAGGAGCAGCACCAGACUGCCAUUGAUAUCAAUCCGCUAACCGGAGUCAUUAUUCAAGCAGCCAAACGGCUCCAGGUCAACGUGUAUGUUGAAGAAAUAUCCAGCUUCAGUCAAACAGGAAACGUGAGGACCGUGAUCCUUCCUGUGGUUUAUCUCAAUGAGAGCGUUGUCAUUGACGACGCGUCGGCCGCGAAGCUGAGGAAGAUAAUCGUCACGCAGAACGUGGUGGUGAACAUCCCCUUCAUGCUGUUGGGCAUCGCCAUCAUUAUGGGAGGGAUCUUCAUGUUCCUGAUGUGUCGGCAGAACGUCCCCGAGAGCACCACAGCUGAACGGCAGCCCCUGCUCUCGUCAUAGCACCAAACAGUAUGUCUAAAGAAGGAGGACUGCCAUAUUUGCAUAAUAAUUCAUGGGUUCAAUGGAGCUGCAGUUCCUACCAGUAACCCCCCAGUAAUAGUUCAAUUAAUAACCAGAAUUACAUCUUUUUAAUCAGCUUUUUUAUCCAAUAAUUUUAGGAAACAAAGUGAAGAGGUUUGUUACAGGGACGGGUUAAUUUCUCCCUUACAAGUCGGUUGUGUUGAUAAUGAAAUCCCUAUUUUUAUUAAGUAAAUCUUAAAUAUUUUUAUUUUAUACCUUUUUAAUUAAUUAUGGGCUCUGAAGUUAUCACAACCCCAAGAAAAUAUACUGAAGCUGAUUGAUGAAGCCCAUAUGUUGUGUGAAAUCUUUUCUGAGUGUGUAUGCUUGUAUGACUGUGUGACUGUGUAUGUGUGUGUGAGGGUGACAGUUUAUCCAUGAUAUGAAUGCCUGCAGAACUGAAAUGGUGAUAAAGGAAUACUGUCGGCGUGUGUUUAUAAAAUAGGCCCGUUUUCAGCCUGGUGUAGUGAGAUUGUUGAAGCAUCAGUAGGAAGAAAAGUUAGGAAAGCUGUUUUAAUGCAACAGACAUAUCCUUCUUUUUUUUAACACCAACAUUUCACUUUUCCGUAUUAUCGCAGAUUGAAUGACAAGGUCAAGCUGUGCAAAAUGACUGCUGGCAUAACGUUUUAUUCUUAAUGUCAUGAAUAUAAAGUAAUAUCAGCUUCCUUUCAAUAGCAUGUACUCUCAGUCGGUUUUAACCUUACCUGGAAAUCCACAACAUCCAAAUAUAUGCAAGUAUAUAAUGUGGAAUCAUAUUCAAAUAGUAUUACUUCAACUAAAACGGUAUAAAGGGAAAGUAUAUGUCUUUUGUGAGGUAAGAUGUCUUGGUCCAUGAGUUCUCCUGCUGAUAUCCUUAAAACAGUGCUACUGACACUGCGGAUACAUAUUUUGCAAAAAAGAAAGUUACGUUUUUCUUUUAACCACUACGAAUUGUCCAUAAAUUAUAUGGUUAAAUUCUGCACUAAAUAACAUAAUUGUAUCUGGUCAUUGUUACUUUAUUAAGAUUCUGGGGAAAAAAUACAUGUUUUUUCUUUAUUGUAUUUCUCAACAGAACUAUUGGAUUACAAUUAAAUGGAUUUUGUGUCCAGAACGAAGUACUGUGUAAUUUGCUGUUUGAAUAACCACUACUUCGCACACAUAACUGACAAGCUGUUUAAUGUUGUUGUAGUCUUGGUUUCAUAUGUAACAGAUUAUUGUUUACACUACUACCCAUACAUGGUAACAAUCAAUAUGUAACCACUGUUUACAUACGCUCAAUAGGUCAAAUAUCUAACAAGAUGAACAUUGUUGUGCCAUUUACCGCAACUUUAAUAAACCUGCUGUGCUUCAAA
Eleginops maclovinus (Patagonian blennie) is the source of this 2942-nucleotide messenger RNA. It is a transcript of the gene scarb2c, whose product is annotated as scavenger receptor class B, member 2c. The transcript is spliced from 12 exons. Bases 109 to 1554 code for a protein of 481 amino acids. Lineage: Eukaryota; Metazoa; Chordata; Actinopteri; Perciformes; Eleginopidae. Gene Ontology annotation, molecular function: scavenger receptor activity. Gene Ontology annotation, cellular component: plasma membrane; lysosome; cytoplasm. Gene Ontology annotation, biological process: receptor-mediated endocytosis; protein targeting to lysosome. The record is from RefSeq and is a predicted model, not a curated record.